Messenger RNA from Harpegnathos saltator (Jerdon's jumping ant), 1111 nucleotides. RefSeq lists its product as uncharacterized. The record is from RefSeq and is a predicted model, not a curated record. Bases 605 to 1069 code for a protein of 154 amino acids. NCBI's taxonomy places the organism in Eukaryota, Metazoa, Arthropoda, Insecta, Hymenoptera, Formicidae. The transcript has 2 exons.
UUGCAAUAGAUUUCCACAUCACCUGUGAGGUACUAUUGCUGAUGCGUUUUUUAAGGGGUUUACCUAGUGUGACAGUUUGAAAAAAUCGAAGUUUUUUUUGCAAUUUUUGACAGUUUAACAUCUGUAGAAUAUUAUCCUGAAGUGUUAUGGUCGUAUCUGAAAUGUUUUAGAAACGGCAGGUAUGAAACGACAGCGCAGCUGGUCGGGGGCCAUAAACUCGAUUCUCGCCGACGAAGAAGGACGCCAGGCAGUUGCGGUAGUUCUUAGGCUUUGACGUAAUCGUUUAUACUUCAAAGAUAGAAAAGAGAGCCUGGUAGUUCCAAGAACUCACAAUAAUCCCUUUAUGUUUGUACGAAAGCGUUGUUGGCAGCUCAAAAGGUUUCGAAGCCGCUCGACGCAGGUAUACGUAAGCGGCCCAUUUAGUUUUUAGCCACUGUGCAGAGCACAUCGCAGCGCGAAUUUCAUUCAAAAUGAGUGGGAAAAGUCAAUCUAAUAUUCGAAAAGGCACACACGAUACUCUAGCGCGUAGAAGUACCAAUAAGAAAAGAAAGUUCCAGGGAAAUCGACACACGCUGGAGCAGUCGACCGAGUAAACCAGUACGACAUGACGAAAUUUAAACAUGACUAUCUCCCUCUGGACCUACAGAUUCAAGAAGUUCUAGAGCCAAUUUAUAGUGAUUUAAGUAGGCCUGAAUUAUUAAACAGGUGUAAGGGUAGUAAUACACAAAAUAAUAACGAAAGUUAUAAUGGUUUGUUGUGGCACUUUGCUCCUAAACACCUUCACAGUGGUUUAAAAACAAUAGAACUGGCCAAUUUCUUUGCUGUUGCAAUUUUUAAUGAAGGUUUCCAAGCUAUUUUGAAAGCAUUUGAAACAAUGGAAGUGAUUAUUGGGCCCUCUGCCAAAGAUUAUGCAGAAAAACGAGACAUGAGACGAAUGAUGGUAGCAGAAAAACGGCACCGCGAGGCUUCAAAGGAGGAUCGGUCAGCUCGCAGGACUGCUGCAGCGGCCCAGCAACAAUUUUUCGAACAAGAGGAAGGCGAAUUAUAUGGGCCUGGAAUAGCUGAAUAGCUGCACUCUGACGUCACUUAUCGCUGCAGCAGUUGGGCUACU